Aspergillus clavatus NRRL 1 is the source of this 693-nucleotide messenger RNA. Its product is annotated as HAD family hydrolase. The transcript has a single exon. Gene Ontology annotation, molecular function: phosphoglycolate phosphatase activity. The record is from RefSeq and is a predicted model, not a curated record. Lineage: Eukaryota; Fungi; Ascomycota; Eurotiomycetes; Eurotiales; Aspergillaceae. Bases 1 to 693 code for a protein of 230 amino acids. Gene Ontology annotation, biological process: dephosphorylation; DNA repair.
AUGACCGACCUCGUCAUCUUCGACUUCGACGGCACAAUGUUCGACACCCGCGCCGCCAUCGAACAUGCAGCGGCCCUCACCUUCUCCACGCUCCUCCCCUCAUACGAGAUCCCCCGCGAUAAGGCCCGCCGGUUGAUGGCCAGCGGCGUCGGCCUGUCAGAGACCUUUCGCGCCCUGCACCCAGAUGAGACCUUCGACGAAGACACAUGGGUGGCAACCUACCGCCAGCUUUACACUACACACGAGGGGAAAUUCACUAAGCCGUUCCCGGGACUGCAGGAGGUGCUGGAGGGGCUGAAGGCGCGGGGCAUCCCGAUUGCCAUUGUCAGUAACAAGGUGGUCCCUGCGAUCCGGACAACGCUGGAGCGGAUGAAUCUAUCAGGGUAUUUCCACGAGACGCUGAUUAUCGGUGAUCGCACGCCGGGGUCGGAGAAAAAGCCGGAUCCGACGAGUUACACGGAGGUGCUGGUACCACGGUUCAAGAGAGUACAUGGGGACGGGGUAGCGCUGGACCCGGCGAAGGUGCUCAUGGUGGGAGAUACAAUUGCGGAUCUGGAGUAUGCGCGGAAUAUUGGGGCCAAAGUCUGUUGGUGCCGGUUUGGACAGGGAGAUAGAGAAGAGUGUGGAUCGUUUCAGCCGGAUUACACGGUGGAUUCAUUAUCCGAGGUUCUGGACAUCGUGGCGAAGCAAUAG